AAGAAAGCUAUAAACCUUUCUUCAUAUACUUCUCCUUCUUUUCAAUUUUUAACAUGGUAUCAGAGCAAUAAGCUUCUGGUUGUUCUUUUAUUACUGCUUGGUUACUGAGUUGGGUUCUCAGAUCUAUUCCGAAUCUGAAACUUUGUAGUUGGGUUCUCUUCUUCUACAGUUUCGAUCUUGGCAUCUAUUUCUUCAUAUUUUUAGAGAUUUUUUUCAGUAUUAUGAGUUCUACUAAUUCUAUGGCGAGUUUUGAGAGAACUAUAACUCAUCCUGCUGUUGCAAUGGUUGCCAAAGAGGACCCACAGACAGGACAACUUCUUGGAACUGGUCGCAAGGUGUCAUCUUUUGAUCAAUCUCCACUUUUUACUAACCUUUCUAUUGAGCUUUUUCCCAGUGACUCUGUUGCAGAUACAUUUGAUGAGCUCUAUGAUGCCUUUCCACAUGGUCCACCUAAUUCUAUAAAAGAUGUUCUGCCUAUUGGUAAUACAUUAGAUAAUGCUGAGUCUUCUUCCCUUACCCCUUCUCUAACACCUCUUGGAUCUAACCCCGUUGAUAUUGAGCCUAAAAAUGAGAUCCUUAAUCCACCUUCAAGUCAUCCUACUCGGCAAGCUAUGCAAGAUGAAUUACAAGCUGUUGACAAAACUUGUACAUGUGAUUUAGUUGAUCUUCUUGCUGAAAAGCCUCUAGUAGGUUGUAAAUGGGUGUACAAGAUUAAAACUCAGUUUGAUGGUUCCGUGGAGCAUUAUAAGGCUCGUUUGGAUGCUAAAGGAUUUACUCAAGAAUAUGGGAUUGAUUAUGAGGAGACCUUUGCACCUGUUGCUCAUCAUACUUCAGUUCAUAAGGAAGUUUACAUGAAACCACCUCCUGGACUUGAGCAUCCUCCAAACAAAGUUUGUCGAUUGAAGCGAGCUUUGUAUGGUUUGAAACAAGCAUCUCGAGCCUGGUUUGCUAAGUUUAGUACCACCAUCAGUGAAUUUGGUUUUACUUCUAGUCCUUAUGAUAUUGCACUAUUCAUACGCAAGACUAAUCAUGAUCUUGGUGUUUUGAGCUAUUUCUUGGGACUUGAGGUCACCUUUUCUGAUGAUGGUUAUUUUCUCUCCCAAACAAAAUAUGCUUCUGAUCUUAUCUCUAAAGCUGGACUCACUAACAGUAAGAUUGCAUCUACUCCUCUUGAGCCAAAUGUUCAACUAACAUCCAUGGAUGGUUCUCCAUUAGCUGAUCCUACUUGCUAUAGACAGUUGGUUGGAAGUUUAAUUUAUCUCACUACAACACGACUAGACAUAGCUUUUGCAAUUCAUGUUGUUAGCCAGUUUAUGGCUAUGCCUCGCUCCACUCACUAUGUAGCAAUACUUCGCAUUAUUCGGUAUAUUAAAUGUACCAUGUUUCAUGGCCUUCACUUUUUUGCUCAUUCAUCUCUUGAACUUCAUGCUUACUUUGACGCUGAUUGGGCUGGAGACUCUAAUGAUCGUAAAUCCACCACUAGAUAUUGCCUUUUUCUUGGUGAUCCUUUAAUCUCUUGGCAUAGCAAGAAGCAAACAGUUCCAUCACAUUCUAGUACAAAGGCUGAAUAUUGAGCACUUGGAGACACCACAUCAAAGUUACUUAAUUUACAUUGGUUACUAAAAGAUAUGGGUGUUUCUUAACCACCUACUACUAAUCUUUAUUGUGACAAUCAGAAUGCCAUGUAUAUUGCUCAUAAUGAUGUUUUCCAUGAAUGCACUAAACACAUUGAGGUUGA
Molecule: messenger RNA, 1738 nt
Organism: Rubroshorea leprosula
Lineage: Eukaryota; Viridiplantae; Streptophyta; Magnoliopsida; Malvales; Dipterocarpaceae
Source: the annotation of a GenBank genome assembly